Halteromyces radiatus is the source of this 837-nucleotide messenger RNA. RefSeq lists its product as uncharacterized. Gene Ontology annotation, molecular function: protein dimerization activity; DNA-binding transcription factor activity. The record is from RefSeq and is a predicted model, not a curated record. Bases 81 to 728 code for a protein of 215 amino acids. The transcript is spliced from 3 exons. Gene Ontology annotation, biological process: positive regulation of transcription by RNA polymerase II. Lineage: Eukaryota; Fungi; Mucoromycota; Mucoromycetes; Mucorales; Cunninghamellaceae. Gene Ontology annotation, cellular component: RNA polymerase II transcription regulator complex.
CAACAACAACAACAACAAAGUAAUAAAAAAAGGAUAUCUUUUUUUUUUUGUGUAGCUAAAAAUAUAUUUUUCACCUAGUGAUGUAUGACCAUCGACGUGACUCCACAUCUUCUUCCGGACCCAACAACCGAAGAGUCCAAUCUAAAGCAGAAAAAAGAGCAGAACAUAAUGCUAUUGAACGUGCAAGAAGAGAGGGUCUCAAUACAAGGUUUCAACAGUUGGCUCAUCUAUUACCGAAUCUUCAACAUGAUACUCGACCUUCAAAAGGAACUAUCAUUGAAAGAACUCUGGAAUUUGUGAAAGACGCCAUUCAAAAAGAAGAACGUUAUCGUUAUGAAAUCAAGGAUCUUCGCCACACAAAUCGCCAACUUUUAAAACAACUUACUCAUUUGACAACAGGACAAGAUGCUAAUAGCGAAGUCAUGGAUUCUGAUGAUCAACUAAGCUAUAGGUCAGCUUCUCCUACCGUGGAUCCUAUCGUCACUACGCCCCCACCUAUUGAUCAUUCUUCUUCACCAUCUCUUCAACAUAAUCGUCCUUCCUCUCCUUCUUCUUUAUUCUCAACUGCUUCCUUUCCUUCAGCUACUUUACCAACUCAACAAUUACAAAACAAAAUGGAAAACCAUCCAUCAUGGACAUCAACUCAACAAUUACAAAACAAAAUGGAAAACCAUCCAUCAUGGACACCAACUUACAAUUCAAAUCUAGGCUUUCUCUCUAUUAGGUGAAUUUUUCUUUUUUUCAUUAUUAAAAACUAUGUUGGUCAUGAUGACCUUUUUUAUAUGUCUUUUUACUGAAUUGAAUAAAAUAUAUGAUCUCUCAUGCGUUUAUAAUAAA